Molecule: messenger RNA, 868 nt
Organism: Anopheles arabiensis
Lineage: Eukaryota; Metazoa; Arthropoda; Insecta; Diptera; Culicidae
Product: probable ATP-dependent RNA helicase DDX46
Exons: 2
Coding region: 210-662 (150 amino acids)
Source: RefSeq, a predicted model, not a curated record
CCAACACAAUACUGGCGGCCUUGCCGAAGCACACGCUCAUUACGAAGGAAGCUGUUAGCUGGUACGGAUCGCUUUACUUUGUCUCCGUUCGUGCACUUCAUAGUGCAACUCCUUCCCGGAACCUGGCGAGCAACGAAGAGGAGCACCGUCAGUCUUCUGCCCUGUCCGAGCAUUUGGUGCACCAUUUUUUGCACACUUUCGAAACGAGCAUGGAUCCGGUAAUUGAAGACUUGGAUGCCCAUCUGCCCGAUCAGCAUCCAGCGUCGGGCAUGUUUUCGUUUCCGAGCGACGCGCUUGCCAGCAUGACGACGGCGGCGGCAAGCGCACCCUACCGGCAGACGGCGAAAGCACCGCACGAUGCGGGCGGCGCACCAAUGCGGCGAGGUCGCUCCCGGGGCGGCCGCUCGCAGUCGCGCGGCCGUCGCAUGGCAAUGAAGCCAGCCCAGGAGCAGCAUCAGCAGCACGAACAGCCGUCGAGCCCGUCGCCUGCGCGCCGUGGACGCAGGAGCCGCUCCCGGUCGACCGCGGCGCCGCACAAGCCCUCCCGCAGCCAGUCGAGGCGCCGGAGCCGCAGCCGGGCCCGCUCUCGGUCCCGGUCCCGCACCGCUCGCAAACGAUCGCAGAGCGGUGGCCGACGUACCAGCCGCUCCCGCCGUCGCUAGGUGUCGCUGGAUGGAAGAAUUCGCAACAACGACAACAACGGUGUUUCGGUACGCUCUUCAUUUCGGUCGUCUCGUUUGUGUGUGAGUGCUUGGAUCAGGGAGGUUUUUUUUUACGUUUUUGGUUGUUGCUAGCAUCCACAACAAGCUUCGAAGGUGGGCUAAAUUGAAACCACUGUGCUUUACGCGCUCCAAACUUUAUCGGUAAA